AUGGAGGGCAAGUAUGAAUCCGUUGAGGAAGCAGUCACAACUAUAAAAUUCUGGUUGCAACAGAUGGCCUCUUCCAUAAAUACGGUUAAGGUUCUUUCUUCUCAUGAUAAAUUGCAGCAGGUGGCCUCUUCCAUAAAUAAGGUUAAAGUUCUUUCUUCUCAUGAUGCUAGAAUUUUGUCCUAUUCGGACUUUCCAUGUGUGAUGGGGCGGCAAAGGCAAACUCGUAUGAUCAUUUGGAGGAAUCCUAUAUCAAGUAGGGGAAAACUUAAUGUGGAUGGUUGUAGUUUUGGGAACCCUAGUCUAUCUGGUUGUCGUGGUGUUAUUAGGGAUGAGUUUGGGAAGGUUAUGGCUAGUUUUGCAUCUCAAUUAGGGAAGACUACUAAUACAGAAGCUGAGUUGAGAGCUAUUAUUGAAGGGUUGAAGGUAUGCCAACAACUUGGGGCUUGUGCUGUGGAAAUUGAAUGUGAUUAUCUAAUUAUUGUUAAUUGGCUAAAAAUUCGUAAGUGCACAGUCUGGUAUUUGUGGGAUUUUUGGGAAGAGCUAUUGGGUUUGAUUCAGCUUUUUGAGGUUCAUGUAAUGCAUCAAUAUAGGGAAGGUAAUCAAGUGGCAGAUGCUUUGGCAAAAUUAGGUGCAAAAGGUCAUACAUAG
Molecule: messenger RNA, 648 nt
Organism: Fraxinus pennsylvanica
Lineage: Eukaryota; Viridiplantae; Streptophyta; Magnoliopsida; Lamiales; Oleaceae
Source: the annotation of a GenBank genome assembly